AUGACUCCGCCCCGACCAACCACAGACGAUAGGCCGAGCAGGCACCUCGGCCGCCAUUAAAGAAAGGAAUCUCUGAAUUCAAAUGGAAAACCUGCCUCGACCUUAAUUCUUUUAUUUAUUAUUAUCCCCUUGCGCUUUCGCUGGGUUGGAUUUCUGAAAGGAAGGCCGAGGUGUGCCAGGCCCGAAUCCCCCCAGCAGUGGUGGUAACAGGCUGUGUGUACGCAGGAGGGGAGGCAGAGGAGAGGAGGAGGGGGAGAAGAAAAUGGCGAACCUGUGAGAAGAGGAGCGGAUAAACAGUCGGAGACUUGACUUUGCUCUUUCACAGACUGUGGAUUGCUUUCUCCUCAGUGGCUUUGUGGGGACCUGUUCCACUACCCCUUCCCCGGCGGGCCCUGCGGCCUCUUUGCGCUCCGGUGGCCGGGCGGUUCCCGCCAUGCACUGCGCCCCAAGCCGGGCCACCAGCGCCGGGGGAGGGAGGACUGAGACACCGCCCGGAUACCGACGCUUCUAAGCCCCUGGACACCUUGCCUAUAGCUGGGUUGAAGCGCCAGAACCAGCCGGUUUUGGUACAGCGCCGAAAGUCCCUUCGCUUACCUCCAGGACACCACAUACCUCGUAGAAUUCCUGACCCCCCCCCCCCCUUCCUCUCGAGUUAGUGAGACCAGGACGCUGUACAGCCCAAGGGAACCUGCUUGCAACCCAAUGCCCAGGGGUGGGCAUCUCAUCGCUUUAUUCACUCUCGGUAUAUUUGCUUCCAGCUGAAUUGCACCCUCAGCCUAAAUCCAUGACUGGUUAGACCAGUUCUAUUGGCAUCUGCUCCUAUCCUAAAGUUGCCUAUAUCCUGGAUCUUAAUUUUUGGGCUCAUUUUUCUUUUAAAGGAACGCUGAGGUGUUUUUAUUGCAGCAGCUGAAGCUGUUUGCCUUCUCCCUAUCUCUUUUUCUUGUUCGGGGUGGGAUAAUGGCGUGUGUUUUCUGGCUGUGAGGAUGAGUUCAUGCUUUGUGCCGAACGGGGCCAGUCUGGAGGAUUGCCACUCCAACCUCUUCUGUCUGGCUGAUCUUACAGGGAUCAAAUGGAAGCGGUACAUAUGGCAAGGCCCUACUUCCGCUCCAAUCCUCUUUCCAGUGACAGAAGAGGACCCUAUUUUAAGCAGCUUCAGUCGAUGCUUGAAAGCUGAUGUGCUGAGCGUUUGGAGGCGUGAUGAGCGUCCAGGGCGAAGAGAGCUGUGGAUAUUCUGGUGGGGAGAAGAUCCAAAUUUUGCUGAUUUAAUUCACCAUGAUCUUGCUGAUGAGGAAGAUGGCAUUUGGGACAAUGGACUUUCCUACGAGUGUCGCACCUUGCUCUUUAAGGCUAUACACAACCUUCUGGAAAGAUGCCUCAUGAACCGUAACUUUGUGCGCAUCGGGAAAUGGUUUGUUAAGCCUUAUGAGAAAGAUGAGAAACCGGUCAAUAAAAGUGAACACCUCUCCUGCUCAUUUGCCUUUUUUCUUCAUGGAGACAGCAAUGUUUGCACAAGUGUUGAAAUUAAUCAGCACCAACCAGUGUAUCUUCUCAGUGAGGAGCAUCUUACGUUAGCCCAGCAAUCAAACAGCCCAUUUCAAGUUAUACUUAGCCCAUUUGGACUGAAUGGCACCUUGACAGGACAGUCCUUCAAGAUGUCUGAUUCAUCGACCAAGAAACUGAUUGGAGAAUGGAAGCAGUUUUAUCCAAUUUCAUCCAGUGUAAAAGAGUGCUCAGAGGAGAAGCAGGAAGACAUGGAUUGGGAAGAUGACUCAUUGGCAGCUGUUGAAGUAUUAGUUGCUGGAGUCAGAAUGGUCUACCCAGCCUGCUUUGUCCUGGUUCCUCAGUCAGACCUCCCUGCUGCCAGCUCUGUUGGGUCUUCUCACUGUUCAAACACCUGCUUGGGUGUGCAAGUGCCUGCUUCUUCCAGAGACCCAGCUAUGUCCUCUGUAACGCUCACUCCUCCAACAUCCCCAGAAGAAGUGCAAACAGGUAGCAUUGAUGCCCAGUCAGCGCAAAAAUGGGUGAAAUUUCCCGCUGUGUCAGACUGCUUUAGCUCUGAUACAACUAGCCAUCAUGGUGGCAAAAUUCCAAGAAAAUUAGCUAACCAGGUGGUCGAUAGAGUAUGGCAAGAAUGCAAUAUGAACAGAGCACAGAACAAGAGGAAGUAUUCUUCUAAUGGUGUUGUUUGUGAGGAUGAGUCUCCUGAAAAAACAGCAUCCUGGGAUUUUGUUGAGUCCACGCAAAGAACAACCUGUGUCUGUUCAAGGCACAAAAAUCUAAAGCAGAGAAAUUUAAAUCAACCAGGGCAGCCAGUGACUGCUAGUACACAGCAACAGGUGACUCAGAAGCACAAGACAAAUGAUAAGCAGGAAAAGGGUGACAAACCCCAGAAGCGCCCACUAACACCUUUUCAUCAUCGUGCAUCUAUCAGCGACGAUGUUAAUAUUGAAGCAGACAGUGCCAGCCAGAGACUUGGUAUUCGAUCCCAGGACACUAGAGGAAGGUUUUCAAAUAUUCGAACCAACGAUGUAGCAAAAACUCCUCAAAUGCAUAAUAACGAAAUGGCUAGCUCCCCACCUCCACCUCCCCUAAGUCCUCACCCUUGUGAAGUUAUGGAUGAUGGGGGUGAAACCAUGAAAAAUCCAUCAACUCCUCAUAGUCAGCAUUUUUAUCAAAUGCCAACGCCAGACCCACUAAUUCCAGUAAAAUCUAUUGAUGAACGGAUAGAUGGUUUACCGCAGACCUUUGCUUCUGCAUUCCCUGAGGUUUUAGAGCCAACUAUGUAUGUGGGCAAUGCUGUCCGUCUAGAGGCCGGUGAAACUGACAACAGUUGGAAGUAUUAUAAAGUCCCAAAGAAGAAAGAAGCAGAGUUUAAUCCCCCACAGCUUCCAAAUGAUAAACUGAGGGAAGAUGCUUGCGGAACCUAUGGAAAAGAAAAUAUCAUGUCUGUCACAGAAUUAAUGGUACAAGGUAAAAAGCCGUUGAAGAUCUCAGAGGAAUUACUUCACAAGUAUCAAAGCAAAAAUCAGUACAUACCAACAGCUGUAUUAGACACUGAUCAAGAAUCUGAUCCAUACACAUUUGUAGACGACGAUGUAGAAUUUAUAUUUUCUGACACCAAAAAGGAAAGACAAAUCACUGAUAGGGAUGUUGGAAAAAAACACAAGGCAGAAGAUGUCAUGUCUAGUGUUACAGUGUUACCACAAGAAGGUGAAGAUGCAAUGUCUCUUUUUAGUCCAUCCGUCAAACCAGAUGCGCAGCGAUCUGAAGCUCAUGCACGUACUGCAUCAACUAGUCUUUUUCACGAAACAGAUCUUGUGGUAUCAUACACUGACCUGGAUAAUCUUUUUAAUUCAGAUGAGGAUGAGCUCACACCUGGAUCCAAGAGGGCCCUUAAUCCUGAUGAAAAAGCUAACAGCAAAGAGUCAAAACCUGGAAAUUUAGAUCCACUAUCUUGCAUAAGUACAGCAGAUCUUCAUAAAAUGUAUCCAACACCACCUUCUCUGGAACAGCAUUUUAUGGGGUUUUCUCCCAUGAACAUGAACAGCAAAGAUUAUGGCAACAUGGACACUACACCAGGAGGAUCACUGACUGAUGGAAGCAAUUUCUGUAUAGGUGCUCAAUUUAAAAUAGAAGUUGACGAAGGUUUCUGCAGCCCAAAGCCUUCUGAAAUAAAGGACUUCUCCUAUGUAUACAAACCUGAAACUUGUCAGGUACUAGUAGGGUGCUCUAUGUUUGCUCCUUUAAGAACUCUCCCCAGUCAGUGUUUGCCAGGGAUUAAAUUACCAGAAGACUGCAUUUAUCGCCCAAGUUGGACAGUUGGGAAACUUGAGUUGAUCCCUCCGGUACCCAGCAUGCCCUUCAUCAAAGAUGGGAAUAUCCCCAGUGUUGGAAGUGCUAUGGAUCAAGACUAUGUUCAGACCUACACACCUCAAACCCAUACACCUUUUGGGAUGUCAAACAGUGCUCCACCCAGUAACGGUGGAGCAGGAAUCCUUCCUUCUCCUGCAACCCCUCGUUUUUCUGCACCCACUCCACGAACUCCAAGAACACCUCGUACACCUCGGGGAGGUGGUGGUCCAGCUAGUGUCCAAGGUUCAGUGAAGUAUGACAAUUCAGAUUUGUACUCUCCAGCUUCAACACCAUCAACCUGCAGGCCUCUCAACUCUGUUGAGCCAGCAACAGUUCCAUCAAUUCCAGAAGCUCAUAGCCUGUAUGUCAACCUUAUUCUCUCUGAGUCUGUGAUGAACCUCUUUAAAGAUUGCAAUUUUGACAGUUGCUGCAUUUGUGUAUGCAAUAUGAACAUUAAAGGAGCUGAUGUUGGAGUCUACAUUCCAGACCCCACACAAGAGGUGCAGUACCGAUGUACCUGUGGCUUCAGUGCAGUGAUGAACCGCAAGUUUGGCAACAAUUCUGGUCUGUUUUUAGAAGACGAGUUGGAUAUUAUUGGUAGACACACAGACAGUGGUAAAGAAGUAGAAAAACGCUUUGAAGCUCUCAGAGCUGCUGGAGGAGAUCAUGGUGUUUUAAGAGACCCAGAGAAAAUGCCUGAUGAGUUAAUUCUGCUCCUCCAUGAUCAGUGCACUAAUUUGUUCUCUCCAUUUGGCACAUUGGAUCAAGAGCCUAUCACAAAAACCAGCACAGUAAGUUACUCGGCUCGUGUUGAAGAGCAAGACUGUUGUAAUGAUUGUUACCUCGCAUUGGAGCAUGGGCGGCAGUUCAUGGAUAAUAUGUCUGGAGGCAAAGUCGAUGAAGCACUUGUGAAAAGUACUUGCUUACAUCGGUGGUCUAAAAGAAAUGCUGUAGAUGCAAGUAUGCAGUGUUCCCAGGAUAUUCUUCGCAUGCUUCUUUCAUUACAGCCUGUGUUGCAAGAUGCAGUUCAGAAAAAAAGAACUGUUCGGUCAUGGGGAGUGCAGGGACCCUUAACGUGGCAACAGUUCCACAAAAUGGCUGGUCGUGGCUCUUAUGGAACAGAUGAAUCACCAGAGCCACUGCCAAUCCCUACAUUUCUCGUGGGCUACGAUUAUGAUUUUUUGGUGCUGUCACCAUUUGCACUGCCUUAUUGGGAGAGACUGAUGUUGGAACCCUUUGGGUCGCAAAGGGACAUUGCUUAUGUUGUUGUUUGCCCAGAAAAUGAGGCUUUGCUGAACGGAGCCAAAAGUUUCUUUAGGGAUCUCACUGCAAUGUAUGAGUCUUGUAGGCUUGGGCAGCAUAGAGCUAUCUCCAAACAAUUAACAGAUGGCAUCAUGAAGGUUGGGUCUACUGCUGCUAAAAAGCUGUCCGAAAAGCCAGUUGCAGAAUGGUUCUCUCAGGCGAUAAAUGGCAACAGUGAAGCAUAUUCUAAACUCCGGUUAUAUGCACAAGUUUGUCGAUAUGAACUUGGUCCAUAUCUAGCAUCCCAGCCACUGGACAGUUCCCUGCUAUGCCAGCCCAACCUCACUUCCUCAGCAAGUCAGACUGUUUCAGUCCAGCCAGCAGCAGCAUCCACACCUGGAAAUCCAAGCACUCCAUCCUCUUUAAACUCUUCUGCAGCAAACAGCUCCUCUACUGUGACACCUAACACUCUGCCUCAAGCAGCUGCCACAGGGUCUGCAGCUACUUCGAAUGUGGCUGGUGGCCUGACCGCAAACAAGCCAACAUCGUUUCCUCCCUAUGGGAAUAUAAACAGUACCCCUAAUUCCAUUCCAGCACAAGUUAAUUCUGUUCAGAGCAAUCAAGGAGGGCCACAAACGCAGCAACAGACAUUACAGCAAAACAGUGGGAUGUCAAGUGAACAGUCUGCUGCUGCAGCAGCUGCUGCAGCUGAGGUCACUGAAAGUACAAUGGACCGGGAUAAAGUUGGUGUCCCUACUGAUGGAGAAUCUCAUGCAGUCACAUAUCCACCUGCCAUAGUAGUUUAUAUUGUUGAUCCUUUUACAUAUGAAAGUAAAGACGAGGACUCAAACUCAUCUAGUGUGUGGAUGCUUGGCCUUCUACGCUGUUUUCUUGAAAUGUUGCACAUCCUCCCACCCCACCUCAGAAACACAGUUUCUGUGCAGAUUGUCCCAUGCCAGUAUUUCUUACAGCCUGUUAGACAAGAGGAUCGGCAAAUAUAUACACAGCACUUAAAAUCAUUAGCAUUUUCAGUGUUUACUCAGUGCCGAAGACCACUUCCAGCAUCAACAAAUGUUAAGACACUAACUGGAUUUGGGCCUGGCUUAGCGAUUGAAAAUGCUUUAAAGAGCCCUGAAAGACCUGACUGUAUCCGGUUGUACACACCACCAUUUAUUCUGGCUCCUGUGAAGGAUAAACAGACUGAACUUGGUGAAACAUUUGGAGAGGCUGGCCAAAAAUAUAAUGUUCUGUUUGUUGGUUAUUGCUUAUCACAUGAUCAGCGAUGGCUUUUGGCUUCUUGUACUGACCUUUAUGGGGAGCUAUUAGAGACCUGCAUCAUUAACAUUGAUGUGCCAAACAGAGCACGACGGAAAAAAGGUUCUGCUCGCCGUUGCGGUCUUCAGAAGUUAUGGGAGUGGUGUCAAGGGCUUGUGCAAAUGAGUUCAGUUCCAUGGAGGGUAGUGAUAGGGCGCUUAGGAAGGAUAGGCCAUGGGGAGUUAAAGGACUGGAGCUGUUUGUUGAGCCGCCGCAAUCUUCAGUCACUGAGCAAGAGGUUGAAAGAUAUGUGCCGAAUGUGUGGUAUAUCUGCAGCAGAUUCUCCCAGCAUUCUAAGUGCUUGUUUAGUCGCAAUGGAGCCACAAGGUUCAUUUGUGAUCAUGCCAGAUUCUGUAUCAACAGGUUCAGUAUUUGGCCGUAGUACAACACUGACCAUCCAGACUUCCCAGCUAAACACACCGCAGGAUACAUCAUGUACUCACAUUUUAGUUUUCCCUACAUCAGCCUCUGUUCAGGUUGCUUCGGCUACAUACACCACUGAGAACAUCGAUCUGGCUUUCAAUACAAACAAUGAUGGUGCAGAUGGAAUGGGAAUUUUUGAUUUAUUAGACACUGGUGAUGAUUUGGAUCCUGAUAUCAUUAACAAUCUUCCUACAUCUCCAACUGGAUCCCAAGGACAUUCACCUGGAUCCCAUUACCCACACGGAGGUGAUGCUGGAAAGGGUCAAGGUACAGACCGGUUGCUGUCCACAGAAUCACAUGAUGAAGUGACCAAUAUUUUGCAGCAACCUUUGGCACUUGGUUACUUUGUAUCAACUGCUAAAGCUGGUCCUUUGCCUGACUGGUUUUGGUCAGCAUGUCCUCAAGCACAAAAUCAGUGCCCACUGUUUCUUAAGGCCUCUUUGCACCUCCAUGUGCCUUCAGUGCAAUCCGAUGAGCUGCUCCAUAGCAAACACUCCCACCCACUGGACUCCAAUCAGACGUCAGAUGUGCUCAGGUUUGUUUUGGAACAGUACAACGCCCUAUCCUGGCUAACCUGUGAUCCCGCAACUCAAGACAGACGCUCAUGUCUGCCAGUUCACUUUGUGGUGCUGAACCAGUUGUAUAAUUUUAUCAUGAACAUGCUGUGAUCUUUUGAAGGAAAGGGGAAGAUUACACAAGAGGAUUCAUGUUUCAUUGCCGAAUUUUGAUCCACCCUCACCCCAAAGCCAUUAGAUAUACAUGGAUUUCCUUUGUUGAUCGCUAACCGCACCAGUUGCAUUCAAGCUGACCAUUUCUUACUGACCUCCCACCAAUCAACCAUUUUCAAUGUUCUUUACCAUUUGGAUUAUUGCUUUAAACACACACAAAAUCUAUUAUUUGAAAGUCUCAAUGACACUUUCAUGAUCAUCUCCAGUCUCAGUAUUUGUUACAAAUAGGAUCCUCUACCUGCUGGCAUAAAGUGUAUCUAAAAGCUCGGGGAUAAUUUGGAACAAUGAGGAGUUUCAUCACAUGACUUCUAAACAUCCUGAGGAAGUUAUAUGGAUUACAAAACCUAUUAUCAAUAGAAAAAAAUGCCUGCAUCUCUUAUUUAUUGUAAGUUUUUAAAUGUAUAAAUUGUCUUAUAUUUCUUAAUCUCUUUUAUAAAAAACAAAAACUUUUUUCCUAGAAGGUUUAUACUGCCUUCUUGCUUUAAAGCAAUUGGUCUAAAAUAUAUGUACUCGUCUUAAUUAAAAGUUGCAGUAGGUUGCUUUUAGAGUAUUAUUUUUUGUAAGGGGGUGGGCAGGGGUACUUAAAAAUUUGUAUUGUCUUGAUGUACAGAAUAUUGGGAGUUAGGAGCGUUAAUGUCCAUACCAUUGUGUGUGGGGGUUUUACAGCUAAGCUGUAGCUGCAGAGUACUUGUACAGUAAUGAUCUUCACUGUGUUUAUAAAUUUGAAAAAAAAAAAAAGGUACCGGGUCUUAAAUUUUUAUAAUCACACCUCAACAAACCGAGUAACCUGAUGGCAAUAUAUCAUUGACUAUUGUAGGUGGUGGUUUAACCUGUAGUGACAAAUAAACUCUUCGGUUUAAUUUUUUUAAAAUUUGGUCCAGGGCUGUGACUGCUGUUGUGACGCCUGUUGCUAUGAAAUGACUUUUUAAAUGGUGUGGGAAAAUACUGGUAUUCCAUUAAAUUGUUACUUGGA
Messenger RNA from Xenopus tropicalis (tropical clawed frog), 8532 nucleotides. It is a transcript of the gene med13, whose product is annotated as mediator complex subunit 13. The coding region runs from base 984 to 7499 and encodes 2171 amino acids. NCBI's taxonomy places the organism in Eukaryota, Metazoa, Chordata, Amphibia, Anura, Pipidae. Gene Ontology annotation, biological process: regulation of transcription by RNA polymerase II. The record is from RefSeq and is a predicted model, not a curated record. The transcript is spliced from 30 exons. Gene Ontology annotation, molecular function: transcription coregulator activity. Gene Ontology annotation, cellular component: nucleus; mediator complex.